Molecule: messenger RNA, 1140 nt
Organism: Diaporthe batatas
Lineage: Eukaryota; Fungi; Ascomycota; Sordariomycetes; Diaporthales; Diaporthaceae
Exons: 7
Coding region: 1-1140 (379 amino acids)
Molecular function (GO): pectate lyase activity
Source: RefSeq, a predicted model, not a curated record
AUGGUCAACGUUGGACUACUUCUCUUGACAGCCUUCCUUGGAAGAGCUUCAGCCGCCGGGGUAACCGGGGCCGCUGAAGGCUUUGCCAAGGGCGUCACUGGUGGCGGAAGCGCCUCUCCUGUUUAUCCUACCACUAAUGCCGAGCUUGUCAGCUACCUUGGCGACUCUUCGGCACGUGUGAUUAUCCUUACGAAGACCUUUGAUUUCACCGGCACCGAAGGCACAACGUCUGCGACCGGGUGUGCCCCUUACGGGACAGCAUCUGGGUGCCAGACUGCCAUCAACCAGAACGAUUGGUGCACUGUAUAUCAACCAAACGCCCCGAGUGUCUCGGUCAAGUAUGACAAUGCGGCAAUCACGCCAAUUACUGUCAAGUCCAAUAAGUCACUUGUCGGCUCCGGUAACUCUGGUAUCCUCAAAGGAAAGGGGCUGAAGAUUGCCAGCGGCGCCAGCAACAUCAUCAUCCAAAAUAUUCAUAUCACGAACCUGAACCCGCAGUACGUUUGGGGUGGAGAUGCCAUCAUCUUGGAUGGUGCUGACCUUAUUUGGAUUGAUCAUGUCAAAACCUCUCUCAUCGGCCGUCAGCAUAUAGUGCUGGGCUACGGAGCUUCCAACCGCGUCACCAUUUCCAAUAAUGAGAUAGACGGCUCAACAUCUUGGUCAGCUACAUGUGACGGACAUCACUACUGGGGUCUUUAUUUCACCGGGUCGAACGACCUGAUCACUCUCAAGGGCAAUUACAUCCACCACACUUCAGGACGGUCCCCGAAGGUCGGCGGGAACACCCUCCUUCACGCGGUCAACAACUAUUGGUACGCCAACUCUGGCCAUGCUUUCGAGGUGGAUGCUGGCUCCCAAGUGGUGGUUGAGGGAUCCGUCUUCCAGAACGUAGUCAAUGAGGUCGAAGCAAGCAGCUUCAAGGGCAAGAUGUUCAACAGUCCUGACACCACCACAAACGCGGCCUGCGCUUCGUACCUAGGUCACAAUUGUCAGCUGAACGCCUUUGGAAGCAGUACUGGUUACAAUGCGAAGGACACGUCAUUCUUCUCCAACUUCCAGGGCAAGAACAUUGCCAGUGCCAGCACGGCGUCUUCAGCCCAGUCAAGUGUGCCGAACUCGGCUGGCUUUGGGAAGAUCUAG